CAUGUUCUGAACGGCGCCCUGCCCGCUGCCCCACCAAAGAUGAAUGAAUGAAUGUUUGUUAGCCCGCCCAAACAACCCCUCACCUUUCUUUUGGACUGUCAUCAAUCUCAUUUCAUGCCCAGCCGCCAGCUUCCUCAAUCUGUCUGACUAUCCACUUGCCCACCUACCUAAUCCCUGCUUAGUCACUUCCACUCCCGAGCACUACUUCCCUUCUGCCUUCUCUCUCCCACUACUGACUUUGAAUCAUCCAUCCGCUCGCCCAUCUACCUUUGUGCCUCCUCUUCCACCAGCUUGUUCACCAAGCCCACAUAUAACAAGACACCCUCCUGCACAUCUCAAUCCCCUCUUUCAACAUGUCCUGGCAAGCCUUGUCGGCCCUGGCAACAUCGACAAAGCCAUCAUCUGCGAUGCCGCCGGAAGCGCCAUCUGGGCUCAAUCACCAGGCUUCACCGUAUCCGAGGAAGAGCGCAAGGCCAUCGCCGCUUCAUUCGCGGAUAAGAAGGAUGUCAAGGACGUCGUCGCACACGGCAUCAAAGUCUCCGGCGAGAAAUACAUGACCAUCGAGGCCUCCGAAGACGAGCUGAAAGCCAAGAAGGGCAAGGAAGGUAUUGUAGUGUACAAGACCGCACAAGCCCUUCUCAUCGGCCACCACGGAGUCGACGGUCAGACCACUGUCGCUUUCAACGACGUCGCCACGCUCGGCGAAUACCUCAAGAAAAUGGGCUACUGA
This is a messenger RNA of Periconia digitata, 730 nucleotides long. Lineage: Eukaryota; Fungi; Ascomycota; Dothideomycetes; Pleosporales; Periconiaceae. The record is from the annotation of a GenBank genome assembly.